ACACAUAUUUGAUUUCUUGUCAUUUUUCAUAUGGGUUUUUCGGUGUUGAUUUGGUUGUGUGAGAUUUAUUUAUUUUUUUGAUGAUUUUGACAUUGGUUGUUUGAUAUGAGUUAGGGUUUAUGAUUUUCAGAUCUGGGUUUUUUUUGGGGGUUUUAUUUAUGUGUGGCAUUAUGAUAAUUUGUGGUGAACUUAUUGUAUACUAGUUUAUGAUAUAUGUUUGAGAUCCAAGAUUCCUUGUUAGAAUUUGAAUUAGCAGAUCUGAUAUGAAUUCAAUGUUUGAUUCCCUUUGAGGCCAUGUUUGCACUUUGUCUCACAAUGUGGUUUAUAUGUAUUGAUAGGAGUUCUCGUAUACUUGGCCUAUUCAUUGGUAGCUGUGACUUCAACAUAAGCAAAAAAAAAAAUGCUGAUUAGAAUUGUGGGACACGGACUCGAUGAUUGUUUAAAACAAUUCCCCACAACCAUGUUUAACUAAUGGCCCUGAAGCACUGUAUAUUUGUAUAUGAGAUCAUAAUCAUGUUAAUCAGUUUAUGUAAAAAAUACUAAUAGUUCUUAUCUUGGUCAAUUAUUUUUGUUUAGUUUUAUUUAUUUAAUUUCCAGAAUGUAUGCACAAGGGUGUGAAAACUAUUGACUACAUCAAAAUAAUGAAUAUGACAGAACCAUUGUUCACUCCUGAGUAAAUUCCAGCCGUUGUAAUAGCUGGAAUAAUAGUUCACAACUUUUGUUGUUGUAAGUUGGACAUGCUUUCCUUAAAGCUGUUUUCAUGUUUGAUAAUAGUAGCAUUGGUUUGUUAUCGAAGAAUACUUGUAUACUUAGGAUGGAUUUUGAAAGCCAUUUUAAAGUCCAUUGGGCGAACCUUUUGUUUACUAUGGAUGUACUUUUGUCCUAUAAUUGAUUUUAUAUUUAUAAAUUCAAGGCUUCAGUUUUAACUACUAGUAUUUUCUUAUCACUUUGAAAAGUAUUUAAGUUUGGUGGGAUGUAUGUGACUUGUAUUUAGAAAAGACAACUCUGAACCCAGUUUCAAAAUUGAAACCUUGUGAAUGAGAAAAUUUCAUGUGACUGGUAUGGUUUUAAACUCUUAACUCAAGUUCUUGGCCUCAAGGUUUUAUCAUUCAUCGGUGCUUGAAACUAGUUGGAAGCAAAACCUAUUUUUUCAAGGAUUAUUAUUUUGAUCCCAUCUGUACUCUAGGUUUUAAGCAUGGUUAUAAUUUGAAAUAUUAUGGGUUUAAUUUCGGGACGAAAUUCUUUUAAGGGGGAAGAAUAUAACACCCCAACCUUUACCACACACACAAAAAAACAAGUGUCAGAUUUUUAGACCCACAUGUGACACCCCCACUAACUCCUUCUCGACCACACAACCUCACAAAUAUCUCUCUCCCUCUUGACCGGGUGCCCUUCUUCUUUCACACUCAAACACAAACACAAACACACACACACACACAUCCCUCUACCUUUCUCUCCCGAAUCUCUCCUCCCUCUUGGUCUCUCAGUUAGCUUCUAAAUUUUCGGUCAUCAAACUCUUCUCCAUGGUUUGACUUCUCCCAACAUGAAUGUAAGAAUGAAACAGGUUGAAGUGGACCAAUAAGUAGAAGUAGCUGAGAGUGAGAAAUGUCAGGCCAAGAGAAGCAUCUUGAGGACUGCUCAGUCUCCAACGCUCUGGGCACAUGGGUAUUUUCAGUAGCAGGGGCUUUGCUAGCAAUUCCAGUGGGUAUAAAACGGAAAUCUCUAGCACCCCUUGUGUUCUUCGGCACAACUGGUACGAUGCUUGAUAUUAUCAUGGGAAUCACUGCCUGCGAAAGAGAACAUGCAGAACGCCAGAUGCAGCUGUUAGAAGCUCAAAAUUCUGCAGCUGAUGCUUCUCUUGCUGAGACUGUUGCAGAGUCUUGAUGUCAAGCUUAUAGUCAGAUGCCUCAUGUUUGGAAGCUUUCAGUUUGUUUCAACUUGCUUUGCUGUAAAAGAUGAAUAUUUCUUUGAUAAGUGAAAAAAAUUUCUUUUCCCAUGAUUUCUAUGUUCACUUGUUCAUUGCAUUAAAAAUCACUCUAGAGUUGUUGGCGGUAAACUCCAAAUAAUCAGCUGCAAAACUAUUCAGCUAAUAAUACUUAAGUUUUUGUGUCA
This is a messenger RNA of Quercus lobata, 2112 nucleotides long. RefSeq lists its product as uncharacterized. The coding region runs from base 1606 to 1884 and encodes 92 amino acids. The record is from RefSeq and is a predicted model, not a curated record. The transcript is spliced from 3 exons. Lineage: Eukaryota; Viridiplantae; Streptophyta; Magnoliopsida; Fagales; Fagaceae.